Messenger RNA from Phyllotreta striolata, 549 nucleotides. The record is from the annotation of a GenBank genome assembly. Lineage: Eukaryota; Metazoa; Arthropoda; Insecta; Coleoptera; Chrysomelidae.
AUGAUAAAAUUAUUUUCGCUGAAACAACAAAAGAAAGAUGGCGAAUCGACACCGCGACAGGGCAAUCAAAAGAAAGCGUCAGCUGCACAAUUGAGGAUCACAAAAGAUAUAAACGAAUUGAAUCUACCCAAAACGUGCGCCACGGAAUUUCCCGAUCCCGACGAUCUGUUAACGUUCAAACUGGUCAUUUGUCCAGACGAGGGUUUCUACAAAACCGGCCGGUUCGUGUUCAGCUUCAAAGUCGGUCCGAACUAUCCGCACGAACCACCCAAAGUGAAAUGCGAAACGCAAGUCUAUCAUCCGAACAUCGAUCAACAGGGCAACGUCUGUUUGAACAUUCUUCGAGAGGACUGGAAACCCGUCCUGACCAUCAACAGCAUCGUCUACGGUUUGCAGUAUUUGUUCCUCGAACCCAAUCCGGAGGAUCCGUUGAACAAAGAGGCCGCAGAAGUGUUGACGAACAAUCGGAGAUUGUUCGAACAGAACGUCCAGAAGGCCAUGAGAGGCGGGUACGUUGGCGGCGUUUACUUCGAUAGGUGUUUGAAGUGA